Pieris brassicae (large cabbage white) is the source of this 3719-nucleotide messenger RNA. RefSeq lists its product as uncharacterized. NCBI's taxonomy places the organism in Eukaryota, Metazoa, Arthropoda, Insecta, Lepidoptera, Pieridae. The record is from RefSeq and is a predicted model, not a curated record. The transcript has 12 exons. The coding region runs from base 291 to 1895 and encodes 534 amino acids. Gene Ontology annotation, molecular function: zinc ion binding.
CUGUUUCACAGAGUACUUUUUAAUAUUAAAUCAAAACAAUAUCUACAGAAUGUGAUUACCCGUGAAGUUUUAAAAAAUGUAUAAAAUUGUAAAGUACCAACAAAUUCUUAAUCACUUGUAGUUUUCCAACUUACAUAAGCUUCUUUACAGUCAAAUACUUCUUGACUCUCAACAUUGUUCAAUGCAAUGUUUGUUAGAACACUUGUCAUAAUUUUCAAACAUUGUAAUUUGAAGACAAUUAGGUAAUUCUAGCAAUAUAGCUUGUAAUUUUCUUAUGAAAUCUUGGAAAAAUGGAUGUAAGAGAAAUGAAGACGUGCGGAAACUGCAAACGGGAUAUACCAGCAGUGAACUUCACAAUUCAUACUGUACACUGUGCAAGGAAUAUUGGCAUGUGCCCUGUCUGCAAGGAACCAUUUCCUCAUUGUGAGCUGCAAGAACAUCAUGAGAAGAUGCAUAAACUAUUGCCUUGUAAGCAGUGUGGAGAUAGUGUCUGUGGAACAGAUUUGGAGGAUCACAUCAGAGACUCCUGUGCGCACACAAUGCAGACAUGCAGAUACUGUAACUUGGAAGUCCGUCGCGGUGAGAUGCCCGCGCAUGAGCGUUACUGCGGUGCACGCACGGAACAAUGUGAGGAAUGUGGUGAAUGGGUUAUGUUGAGGUACCGCCGAUUGCACACUGAAUCCAACCAUGGAUUUAUACGAUUGGAUGAUGAUCCAGUACCAUUUAGACGAGACAAACCAAAAAAGGUUAUAAACGACUGGCCACAAACAAACGGAAUAAAAAAACAAAACACCAGCAAUGAGUUGAAUCGUAUGCCAGAACUACGUGAUAUACAACCAAGUACUUCAAAGCCAAGUGUUGCUAAUGUGCCGGUCAAUACUUUUAAGGAGAAUAUAGAACCGAGGCCGUCUAGUUCUACCAACGGAGCAGUCCCAAAACCAAAGAGAACUAAUGAUCAGCCACAGAUUAAUACAGCAACUAUGGCUACAAAUAAAGUUAAGAAUAUGACUGCAUCUCGGGGUGCGAUAAAGAAGCGUCCUGCCCCAAAACCUCCCGCAGCUGCGCCAAAUCCAGACCCAAGGCGUGACCUGGCCCAAACACGCGCUCUACAAAGACAACAAGAAGAGGAAAGAGAACGCAGAGAGAGAAGCGAGCAGAAUCUUGCCCGCGGAUUGCCUCCAAUACUUAAUCCGUUAGAAAAACUGGAGAAAUUGAGAAAAAUGGACGCUCUUCAGAACAGACAAGUGGAAGACCAGAGCUAUAAGGACAAGUUGAAUGGACGCGUCUGGAUGAGCAGGGAUGUUCCCAUAGGAAAUUUGCUGGGGGCGGGACCUAGUGAAUCGCGUAACAACCUGGAAACAGAGAGACGUCGCAAUUUGCCCUUACAAAAAGGAAAUUCAGAAAGACAGAAGAUAAAAUUAAAAAACCUGAAGCCUAUGACCGAAGAGGAGUUUAUAGAGAGAUUCAAUUACUUGCAUAUGAAUGAGCCGUCAAGGGAUAGGGAGGACCGGUUUAGUCAGAUCAAGUCAUCUCUUAGGGAACUUAGGCGGGGUUUGAAUGAGGUAACGGCGCCUUAUAAUGCAAAUAUUAAUGUGGAUUUGAAUCAGAACCGCAAUACGCCCUCUCCAGACGAUGAAGUGAAGUUGCCUUGCGAAUUUUGUGGAGCACCAGUGGCUGCUGAUAUUCUAGUGCAGCAUCAGACCGGGUGUCGUCCGGACCUGGCCCGUUUAGACGUUCGUAAAGGUAAAGGGCCUUCUCCGGCCGUUAGCCCCGUCUCUCCUCCACAUGGAGCAGUGAUUCCUUGCGAGUUCUGCGCGAAAUCACUGCCUGUAUACCUCAUCAGUGAGCACCAGGAACGCUGCGGACGUAAAUCGAAUUUACUUUUUGCGGAUUAAAUAAAUAUGCCAAUAUAGUUCACAAAUAAAAUUUCCUAUUUUUCAUACGUGAGAUCAAUGUUCACAAAGAUAUUUUUGCCUGUAAAUCAUCUUGUAGAAAAAUAGUGUUUUACAUUUGAACUUCUGUUUCUAAUGUGUGGAAAGAUUGUUUAUUAGUAAGAAUUAAUUUAGAUUAAGAUUUUUAUUCAAAUUUAUGAUUGCUAAGUUAGCUUCAAGCACACAGUGAUUUAAAAUAUAAAUUUAAAAGGUUGGCUUGCAAGACAUGCGAAACAGGGUAACGCCCAUUUAUGAACUUUAGCUCUCUUCAAAUAAAUACUAAAAUUUAUUAUAUAUUAUAAGUUUACAAAAAGGGCUGCAGGUCUGCCAUAUGUCAAAAGAAGGUGCCAUAAUUAUGACGAAUUGCGGAAAUUUUAAAGCUCUCUUAGUUAAAGAUUUUCAUUUGUUGAACUGAUGGUGUGUAUUGGAUUGUUUACGUGUUCGUGAUAUAAUGACAUCACAUUAAAUGGAUUAUAGUUUUAGCCAUAGAUAAUUAAUAAAUAUAAAUUUCUAUUAUUUUUUUAUAUACUAGAAAGGAUUUCAUACCCUCUUCUUUUAUAAAAUAUAAUAAUAAAUGUAUUUAAUUGUAUUUUAGAUUUUUUUUCAACUUUCGCAAAGGAAACUGAGCUUAAAAUAUACUACUAUCGUUGGCUUUUUGUAUUUUUCCUAUUAGACAAAUAUGUUUCUAUUUGUGAUAUAUUUCUAAUAUAAUAAAUUUGUCGUUUUCGUGGGUAGUUUUCCAUCAAUUUUCAUGAAUAGCAACUAAAUAAAACAGCUCAAUCGUUUGACAAUAAGCUGAAUAUUUUGCAAGACUGUCUUUGCUUCUAUAUGUGGUGUAACAAGACUCAUCGUCCAAUUAUGAGAAAUGUCGAAAUGGUUAGGUACAGGAUGCAAAGCAAUGCCUUCUGUGUCUGAAUUAACUAUAGAUUACCAAAAUGCAAUUAUCUCUGUCCACACACACACUGAGAUCACAGAGUGUACAGGAAAAUCUCCUGGUGGUGAGAGUGUGAAGCAAAAGAAGCAACGUUCGCUUGUAAUUGGCCAGAAGAAAGUAACAACAUCAUAAGUCAGUGUGUCGAUAGGUAUUGGCCAUUUGAACGAAUCGCCAAUCGUUGCGUCUCUCUUUACAUUUUCAGCCCCUCCUCUGAAGGUUUAAAGGCAAUUAGGGGUGCUUCAAAACUUCUUGCUUAAUCAUUCAACCUUUUACAUGAUUACAUUCAUUUUAGUAGUGAUCUUCAACAGUUUAUAUUAUUUAAGUGUAAAUAUAUAAAAAGUAUAACGUACUAUAAGAUUUUUUUAUGUAGAUUGUUAAGUGCCAAACUUAAGCUUUGUAUCUAACAAAAUAGUUAUACCUAAAUGUCUCAAUAUGGAAUUAAUGACCUCACGAGGUGUUUAUAUAAUAAAGGAUAGGCGUAAGAUGAUAAGCCGAAAGACGUAAUGGGCGUUUAUUUGGUGAGUGUCAACAGCAUGUCUAGUGACGCGACUCGAGCCGUUUGACAAAUAACAAUGACAGCGCGCCAUUUUUCAUUUGACGUAUAACAAGGGUCUACCCACUUCCUAAGAGGUUCGGUUCUUCCUAAUGCCACAACUCGAUAAUCUGCAUAUCCUUGAAUUAAGUAUAUUUUUAUAAAAGUAUGUGCAUGUAUGUUGUGUUAUCAAGCGGGAAUCAGUUAAUAAUUUUAUGUAAUUUAAUAUUAUAUUUCGUUAUGUUUGUGUAAUCCAUAUCUAUAUUAUUUAAUUAAGUUUAAAAUGUUUUGUAUGUGAUGCCAAAUGUUCAUUAAAAAUUAA